AUGCUUAGCCACCUUCUGGAGCUGUGCAAGGAAGAGGAGACCGUGCUCCACCUAAAGGCCGCCCUUCACGACCAGCUAAACCGCCUCAAGAUGUUAAUGCAUGUCGACAACGAAGUAUCGAUCAACCAGACUGCACUGGAGCUGAGCACAAGGAGCCACGUGGUGGAUGAGGAGGUGGAAGAGGAGGAGGAAGAAUCUGAUUCCUAAAGGGGAAUGAAAGCCAGGGUCAGUUAAACAAAUUAAAUAUGUAUAUCUCAGGCAUUUUCUCUUUUCAAAGAAGUCAUCUUGCCAUGGCACUGUGACCAGACUGAAAGUGUGGAGCUGUACAGAUAGGUGAAUCAAUAACUCAAGCUUCAGAGCACUGUAACAAAAGUUAGUGACAGAAAU
Messenger RNA from Perognathus longimembris pacificus (Pacific pocket mouse), 387 nucleotides. Its product is annotated as snRNA-activating protein complex subunit 5-like. Gene Ontology annotation, biological process: transcription initiation at RNA polymerase III promoter; transcription by RNA polymerase II. Gene Ontology annotation, cellular component: nucleus. The transcript has a single exon. The record is from RefSeq and is a predicted model, not a curated record. The coding region runs from base 1 to 207 and encodes 68 amino acids. Lineage: Eukaryota; Metazoa; Chordata; Mammalia; Rodentia; Heteromyidae.